Bipolaris maydis ATCC 48331 is the source of this 1142-nucleotide messenger RNA. NCBI's taxonomy places the organism in Eukaryota, Fungi, Ascomycota, Dothideomycetes, Pleosporales, Pleosporaceae. The record is from RefSeq and is a predicted model, not a curated record.
AUGGUGUCUGGGAAGGAAGAAGAUUAUGCCGGUCGCUAUGUGCGUUCGAAGCCCACACCAGGAGCACGGAGAGCAUCUCAGAUAGCAACAGAGCUGUACACAGUCUCUUACUUGAUAUUCUUCUCCAUCUGGGGAACACUGGCGCGUGUCGGCCUUCAAGCCCUCACUUUCUACUCCGGCACACCUCUGACCUUCUCUGAACUAUGGGCCAACGUCGCCGGUACAUUAAUAAUGGGCUUUUUAGCAGAAGACCGUCGUCUAUUUGCUGCAGAGUGGGGAAAUCGGGGACAAGGCCUGCCAGAACCCUCGGACGAACCUGCACUUCAACAGGCCGACAAAGCGCGCCACGGAAAGGUGAAGAAGACGAUUCCAAUGUACAUUGGCCUUGCAACUGGGUUCUGUGGUUCAUUUACAAGCUUUUCAAGCUUUAUUCGAGACGUCUUUUUAUCGCUAUCCAACGAUCUCAAAGCGCCCAUCAGCCAUCCGAAUGGCGGAUACUCUUUCCUGGCUCUGUGCGCUGCCAUUAUCAUUACCACAGCUACAUGUUACUGUGCAUUGCACGUUGGCGCGCAUAUAGCCCUUGGGCUAGAUCGCUUCACGCCGACACUGCCCUUCCGCGCCACGCGCCGCAUCGUUGAUCCGAUUUUUGUUGUUUUGGGCUGGGGCGUAUGGCUCGGAGCGAUCAUCAUGGCUGCUGUUCCACCAAAUGACGCGUGGCGUAGUCAAGCCCUCUUUGCUUGUGUCUUCGCGCCUGUCGGAUGCCUACUCCGGUACUAUAUUUCCUUGUACCUGAAUCGGAUCAAUUCGUCUUUUCCCGUCGGUACCUUUACCGUCAACAUAUUCGGUACCGCGGUCAUUGGCAUGGCAUACGAUUUGCAACACGUAUCGCUCAGUACCACGGGGCUUGUCGGUGGGGGCAUCGUAGGCUGCCAGGUGCUGCAGGGUAUCAUGGAUGGCUUCUGCGGCUGCCUGACUACCGUAUCAACUUGGAUUGUUGAAAUCGAUGCUUUGAAGAGGAAAGCUGCGUAUGUGUACGCAAGCCUGAGUGUUGUGACAUCAUUCGCGCUUUUACUUAUUAUUAUGGGGAGUGUAAGAUGGACUGUGGGAUGGGAGGUCAUUUUGUGCAAGACCUAGCAAGCUUG